Molecule: messenger RNA, 393 nt
Organism: Meyerozyma guilliermondii ATCC 6260
Lineage: Eukaryota; Fungi; Ascomycota; Pichiomycetes; Serinales; Debaryomycetaceae
Gene: HTA2
Product: histone H2A
Exons: 1
Coding region: 1-393 (130 amino acids)
Cellular component (GO): nucleosome
Molecular function (GO): structural constituent of chromatin; DNA binding; protein heterodimerization activity
Source: RefSeq, a predicted model, not a curated record
AUGUCAGGUGGUAAAGGAAAAGUCGGUUCAUCCGAAAAAGCUUCAACUUCUAGAUCGGCUAAGGCUGGUUUGACUUUCCCAGUCGGUAGAAUUCACAGAUUGUUGAGAAAGGGUAACUACGCACAAAGAGUUGGUUCUGGUGCCCCAGUUUACUUGACUUCCGUUUUGGAAUACUUGACUGCUGAAAUCUUGGAAUUGGCUGGUAACGCUGCUAGAGACAACAAGAAGUCGAGAAUCAUCCCAAGACAUUUGCAAUUGGCCAUCAGAAACGAUGAGGAAUUGAACAAGUUGUUGGGUCACGUCACCAUCGCUCAAGGUGGUGUCUUGCCAAACAUUCACCAAUCCUUGUUGCCAUCUAAGAAGUCUAUCAAGGGUGCUUCUCAAGAAUUGUAA